UCCACUUACAGUAACCACGCUCUCCCCGCUCACCCUCACCCAUCUUCUCGACCCGCAGAGUUCCCCUCGCUGGAGAUCAAGUGGCGACCGGCUGCUGGAAAGGGGCUAAGGGGACGUGCUUUACGUUCCCGACGCUGCGCUUGUACGAGGCCAACAUCUCUCCGAGGCUGUCGGCGUGAAGAGCGGACCAGGAGUUCUGUGUGGCGACGGACGACGACAGGAGCUCCCUGACGUGAACCAGAUGCCAAGUCGGCGGCUUCUCCAAACAGCCGCCUCUCACCUUUUCUGAAUGGAUCGACCUGCCAUGAAGCGCAUGCUUGCGUUUGACGGCGUGCUGACAGAGACCUUCGCCACCCUGAAAGAGUUUUGUGGAAGUACAAAUAUGAUAAGCGAAUAAUCCAGCCGGGACCUGAAUCAAGUCAGGACACCUCCCCUACACGCACGCACAGGGAGUUGUGAUGCUCUUCGGGGGAACAAGCGCAGGGAUUCCUGCCCUCGCACCUCGCCUGUGAUGAUGAUGGACCUGCCAAUCCAGCACUUGCCUGUGGAGGUCAGCUGAAGACGACGCCACGCAGCUAAGUCUGGAUUAGCCGGCCGAACGGCACUCUCUAGCUGUCCCCAGGCCUCCUGGUGCUCACUUAAGAGGGAAAAGACGAGACAAGGCCUCCCUAGGACUCCCCCAAAGCACCUUGUUUCCUUGCAACAACACAAGUUUCAAUGCUCCUCCAUGUUCUAAGAUGAAGUUAUGGAAAGGUGCCACUCUUGCCUUCAUGCUCUGUGGCGCGGCCCUGUCCAUCCUCCUCGUUAGAAACAUGGCCACUGUUGGACAGCUCAAACCCAAGACCAAGUAUCCACGCAACUCUUCGUCCUCCUCGAGCCCGUCUUCAUCGCCAGGAUCAACGCCGAGGAGCUCACCGCCACCGGCCCCGUCGACAGACUCGGCGGCCCUGUCCCGGCAGAUGGGCGAUCUUCGCCGGAGAACGCGCUCGGCGGACAACAUGAACUCUCUCCUCUCCGAUUUUUCCAUGAUGUUCCAGAGCUUCACGGAGGGCGAGCUUCAGCAUGUGGUCGGGACAUUGCUCGACAGGAAGAGAAGGAAGAGCCGGCGCCUGGGGGACAACCAGGCCCGGAGGACUAAAAGAGCCCGGAGGCCGAAGCCCUGCUCCGUGAGGGAGCUGGAGGUGACUGUGAGCGAGCUGGGCCUCGGCUACGAGAGCGACGAGACAGUAAUGCUGCGCUACUGCAGCGGCAAGUGCACGGCCCAGCGGCACAACUACGACAUCACCAUGGAGCACAUGAUGCGGACGGGCUUCAGGAAGAAGGGCCGCAGGGACAAGGUCGGCAACGGGCCCUGCUGCAGGCCGACCGCAUUCGAAAAGGACUUCUCCUUCCUGGACAACAGGAGCCGCUAUCACACGGUACAGAAUGUGUCGGCGAAGAAUUGUGGGUGCGUAUGACCCGGAGGAAUCGACUGUCUUAUUUCCUCAUGCUGCUCUCGGCCUCUGUCGGACGUGCUGAAACCAGGGUGCUGUUGAAAGACAAACAAAGUAAGCCCGUGGAAUAUAAACUCGAGGAGAGGAGGAAAGGAAGGGAAUACGUUAAUGGCUGUUCCACGGCGGCCAUUCUUCGACGGACAGGACUUUUGUAUCGGCGUCUGUCACCACAGCUCGGGACCGAAAUCACACGCGCCGCCAGUGCUGUGCUUUGUGUGGAUUCCGUGUAAAAAAGGACAGAAAAAUGACUGUUCAUAUAAAAUGUCGUCAUCUUUCUAUCUGUGUAGUAACACUGUAAACUGUGGUGUAACAAUAAGGUAGCGACAUUAUUCGUGGUAUUGCAUUUCAGUAGUAGUACAUGGCGCGGACUCAUCGUGACGAUGAGCACCGGCCGACUAGAUCACUGCUGUUACCACUCUCCACAUCCACGAGCGUUCAAUUAGUCUUGUGGCUUGUGUGAUUCUAGUGGUGACAUUCAAUCACCUUUCAGGCGACAAAAAGGUCAACUUCCAAACCAUGAAUAGACAAAACAAACGGACGAAAAAUCACUAAAUUCAACGCAUCCAAUGUUGGCUCACUGUUCAGAGCAGUUUGGACCAUUGACCUAAUUAUGACGUCUUGUCCUCAGAGCGCAUAUUGACUUUAAGGUGUGUCGAGAUGUUGUCAACAUGACUUUGUGACCUGCCUGUGUUCGACGUUACUGUCACCGAUUGCAGUGUUAUUACACAGGUAACAGAAGAAGAAGAAGUGUUAUUGGUACGAGUUUGAUGAUGAAAGAAAAAUCUUUUUCUAUAGCUCAAGGUUUGAUACCCGUUUUUAACAAGUGUUUUGUAUGUUGAUAUUGUGUAGAUUAACGAUGAGGAACCCGCUUCGAAAACAUGAACAGAAUGAACAUUUCUUCGUAGGAUAUAGCUCGUCACACUCAAAGAAGUCGUCGUCAUAAGUCUUUUGUGUUUUUGAUACCCGGAUAACACAGCAUCACAAAUCACCCACAAUCCUCUGGAAUUGCCAAAACUCAGCGAAUCAAUUCAACGUAAGCGACUAAUUCAUAAACGCGUGCUCAUAAACGUCUCACGUCUUCAGUUCCAGGUGAUAAAAAACCUCUUUGGUCGUCUCUGGUUGUAAUUUGUGAACGUUUACACACACGGAGUUCUGGCUAAGUCAGAGGCUAUAAGAACGGUGUUUGCGAUCAGUCGAGGCAGACGUUUUGUUUCUCUCGCCGACAGUAAACUGACUAUGAAGUAGAGACGCGAUCUGGAAAAAAUGUGUUUUGCGCCCAUCCAUGGACCCUGUACCUCGCUGUGAUCAACAGUGCAGCCUUUCUAUUGGCCCAAUCGAAUGCCUCCUUGUAUUGCCUAGUAGACUUUUAGUGGGAAAAAUAAGCGGUUGAAAAAUGAUUAUGAAGCAUCUUUUUCACCAUGUUGGUUUGAACCCAUUGCGACUGUUUGCCUGAAGUACAAUAAAUUAUGUCGUCGUUGUUUUUUCUCUGAGGAGGUGCAGUGCAGGGCGUGGAUGCGGUGCAUCUUUAUUGUAGUUUCUAUUGUAUUUAUUUGGGACGUAAAUUAUGUUUUUUGCAUAUUUAUUUAGAAUACCACACAGAAAAAGGGACAGCUUAUUACCAUUAAGCGACUGUGCCAAAAAAUGUUUUAUCUCACAUUCUAUAUUGACUGCUGAAUAAACAUUAUU
Messenger RNA from Scophthalmus maximus (turbot), 3179 nucleotides. RefSeq names its product neurturin. The transcript is spliced from 5 exons. Gene Ontology annotation, molecular function: glial cell-derived neurotrophic factor receptor binding; receptor tyrosine kinase binding; growth factor activity. The record is from RefSeq and is a predicted model, not a curated record. Lineage: Eukaryota; Metazoa; Chordata; Actinopteri; Pleuronectiformes; Scophthalmidae. The coding region runs from base 738 to 1457 and encodes 239 amino acids.